CUACACGCCGCACAUAUAUACCUCCUCCCUCGUCCUCAACCUCCACGACCAACACGCCCGCCUGCUACAUAUUUGCCUCCUAUUAACCAACCGCCUAUAUCGACACCUGCACCAACGUACUUACCACCUUAUGGACAACAAGAUUCCAUCGCUGGAUCAUCAGUUACAUCAAAUGCAGAUGCUUCCUCGCAUUUUUCCAGUCCUUUAAGUAUUCCGACAACCGGUGUGAUAAAGUUAAGCGGGCCAGCCAGUUCAAGUUUUGCAACCGCUUCAAGUUCAGCCAGUGCGUCUAGUGGAACGUUCACUGGACAACAAAACUACCCAAGCCAACCUAUUGUCUCCAUCCUUGCUGCACCAAGCUACAGUCCUGCAAGUGAGAGUUAUCCUUCUCCCACGUCGGGGUAUCCUUCUGUAACAUCAGGCUAUCCCGCGGCUACUCCGGGAUAUCCCUCGGCAACACCAGGAUAUCGUUAACUCGACCACUGGCUAGUUGAAUACUGCUGAAGAUUAUUUGUCACUCAUUCCUUAUCCAUCUAUUUCACUAGAAUAUCUAAGUUAUCUUUAUCUGCGUUAAGUUGUUUAGUUUUAUGAAAACAUGUCAAACCAACAAUAUAAUAUAGGAGAUAUUUACUAAUAUCUAUUAACAUUUGGCGAUCGUAACACGUAUCUAUCAUUGACUUAACAAUAAGUAAUGCUUAUGAAAUUUAAGACACUUAUUUACAACUUUUAAUUAACAGCAUAACAAUAUUUUGACAUUAUUCAGUGAAGAUAUAUAACAACCAGCUUUUCUAGUACAUUCUGCUUAGUCCUAUUGCAGUUCUUAAAAUAUGCGUGUGACAGUUAUUCACUCAUAAAACGAGAUAAAUUUAUAUCCAGAAUUUGGAAAAAAAAGCAAAAUGUUAAAAACACAAUUAAAACAAAUAAGUUUUAUAUUAAUUUUAAUUUCUGUUUUCGAAGUAUUUACUGCAUUGUAAAGUAGUUUAAUUUUACAAUUUUGAAAAGUAUUAAUAGGGAGUUUUAUGUCAAAUUAUAUUAGCCAUUUUAACAUAUUUUUUACAAUCACCAAAGUAGUAUGUAAUGUAGUUUCAUAAUAGAUUUAUACACAAGCACACAAUAUU
Pogonomyrmex barbatus (red harvester ant) is the source of this 1118-nucleotide messenger RNA. RefSeq lists its product as uncharacterized. NCBI's taxonomy places the organism in Eukaryota, Metazoa, Arthropoda, Insecta, Hymenoptera, Formicidae. The record is from RefSeq and is a predicted model, not a curated record.